GUAAACAAAAAGACAUACAAUAAAAGCUCUAACAAUGCAAUAUCAUCUGCCGCUGCUUGGAACUGUGGUAGAUUUUGCUUGGCAGAGAUUGAUUACACCAUCAAAUAGUUCCUCGCUUUCAGACGGAAUGCUGCGCAUGUCUGCACUGCGUCUGCGGGAAAGUCCGGCGCUUGCUCCAAGGAGGCGUCAUAUCUUUACAAAAGCGACAUUCGUUGUCGAAGUUUACCUCUACAUGUCCAAAAAAGGGGCAAAAGAGCGCAUUCAUUAAUCCCAUUUAUGUGCAACGUAUCCAAGGAUAAGUGGCGCAUUGAUCCACUGUACAAUUUUUGUGGGGGUAAAUAUAAUCACGUGUCAGCGAGGCAGCCAAUAGGAGUCCGGGAAGCACUGAGAAAUAAUUACCUGCCUUGAUUGUUCUAUGGCCAGAUAAAAAAGUACACAUACACUCCAUAUAAUAAACGGAUGCAUGUAAAAGAGUCGCGGAGGCUUCGACAUGUCGACCACGGGUCCCAUAAGUAAUUAUUAUGUGGAUUCCUUGAUCAACCAUGAGAGCGAGGAUGUCAUCGCGGCGGCUCGGUUUUCGGCGCCCGGUUCGCACCCAGCUGGCCCUCGACCGACGUCCUUGGUGCCGGAGUGUGGCGAUUAUCCUUCCUGCAGCUUCGCACCCAAGCCUCCCGUCUUCUCCUCCUCCUGGGCCCCCGUCCACUCCCAGUCAUCAGUGGUUUACCAUCCAUACAGCCAUCAACCCCACUUAGGCACAGACUCGAGGUACAUGCGCUCAUGGCUGGAGCCGAUUUCAGGCGCCGUGCCUUUCCAUGGCUAUCCGGGGAACAGCAGGCACUAUGGACUGAAGCCCGACGCCUUUCCGGACCACAGAGCCGGCGAGUGUCUCGGCACGAACGGAAGGACCUACACGGAUUAUCUGUACUGUUCAUCCACUGACAUGCGAGACAAGGCGCAGCAGAAUGCGCCUUCCCCAGAGUCGGAGCUGCUGACUUCGGGGAAGCAUAAAGAGGAGAAGCCGGAGCUAGAUCCCAACAACCCUGUGGCAAAUUGGAUACACGCUCGUUCCACGAGGAAGAAGCGAUGUCCAUACACAAAGUACCAGACUCUGGAACUGGAAAAGGAGUUUUUGUUCAAUAUGUACCUAACGAGAGACCGCCGAUACGAGGUGGCCCGGGUUCUGAAUCUGACCGAGAGGCAGGUCAAAAUCUGGUUUCAGAACCGGCGAAUGAAGAUGAAGAAAAUGAACAAAGAGAAGGGCGACAGCAAGGAUCAGUGAUAGGACUGCAGCGACAGAACAACCACAUUAACCACUAUAGAGUCACUUGGACAGCACAGAUGUACCAAAACACGACCCCCCUUCAUCCAUGUUCUCAUAUUUAUCACUUUGCUGGAUUUUGUAUUAACCCCAACAUCCAGACUGUUAAAAGCUUAAUAUAAUUUUUUUAGUUACUUAUAUAAUUUGUGCAGCGUUUUGAAGAAAAUAUAGAAAAAUAGACAUGUGUUUUGAUUUUUUUUUUUUUUGUAAAAAAAAAAUAAAUAAAUAAAAAAAUAAUAAAAGAAGCGCAUUUGGAUACGAACAACUUUCCGAAGAUAGAAACUUGAAUUCAUUUGAAUUUCAGAAAAGCAUAAUUUAUGAUGUGAACGGUUCAUGUUUGUUUCAUUUACGCACGCGCACAGGUGUGGUCUUUUGUACAGAAAUAGGGCAUCUACGAACCAUGCGUUUUUCUUGUAUUUUGUGGUAGUUGUUGCUGUACAUUUGUGCAUUCUUUUUUUCUUCCUUUUAACUGUAGCCUGCGAGUUUAUGUGGACAGUAGCUUUAGAGCUCUGCAAAUAUAACCAUGAUCACCAGUGUUUGCUUUCUGUUUUCAUUGGGGGAACAUCUUGUACUUUCACACGUACUGAGUGACACAUUUGCUCAGACAAUUAUUUUAUGUUAUUGAUUUAAUUGUGAUAAUGUCACUUAUAAGUGAUCUGUGCAGACUGAACUGCAUGUUUCAAGCACAGGUGUUAAUAACACAAAUAUAUGAGCUCUGAAAAUGCAAAAAAGGAAAGCGUUCCAAGCUAUAUGUGGCUCAUUUAUUUACCAUUUGUUCCCGGUACACAAUAUGGUCUUCUUUCUUGAUUCACUACACUCAAAGUGGCAGUUAUGCUCUCUAAACAUGACAUGCUAAUCUAAUUAUUGGGCCAAUUUAAAUAAAACAACAUUUUUGCUACACAUUUUUCUAGUUUGGGUGAUUUUUUUUAAUGAGAACGAGCUGCAUGUUAUUUUCUAGGUUUUGUUUUCCUAGUAAAUGAAAAAAAGUAUUCCAAUUCACCAUUUAAUACUUUUAAAAACAGUCUUAGUUUUAAAUACAAAAAUACAGCAGAGUUGUGUGCAAAUGUGGAGCCUUAUUUACAGUCAGGCUGCGAAGUUUGGCAGAAAUCUGAAAAAUGUGAACUACUGACAUUCAAGUAAGAGACUAUUUCCCAUGGCCUGCAUUUGUUUCCUGGGAUAGGUCUAAAUUGCCUUUUUGUGGUGGCAAACAAUACAAGCAGGAUGCCGUAAUUUCAAAGCCCGAUCCCGUGCAUUUCCGCUCAUCCCGGACAAAAAUGCCAGUUUUACAGCCCCUGUUGGAGCUCGGCUGUUUGUCUCAAAUGCAGACGAACAAAGCAAACUCGACUAACUGGCUAGACGUCUGGGCUAAAUUACUUUAUGGUUUUAAUGGACGGUAGUGGUGGAGUCGCUGUGUGCAAUGUCCAUGCGGCUUUUUCCUGCCUCGACCACUCCUGCACUUCAUGUGAGUGAAAGAAUCAGCCAUCAGAUGUGGAAAAGUCGAUGGUCGCGGCGCAUUAAUUUGAAAAAAAAAAAAA
Molecule: messenger RNA, 2853 nt
Organism: Oryzias melastigma (Indian medaka)
Lineage: Eukaryota; Metazoa; Chordata; Actinopteri; Beloniformes; Adrianichthyidae
Gene: hoxc9a
Product: homeobox C9a
Exons: 2
Coding region: 491-1279 (262 amino acids)
Biological process (GO): embryonic skeletal system morphogenesis; regulation of transcription by RNA polymerase II; DNA-templated transcription
Cellular component (GO): nucleus
Molecular function (GO): RNA polymerase II cis-regulatory region sequence-specific DNA binding; DNA-binding transcription factor activity, RNA polymerase II-specific
Source: RefSeq, a predicted model, not a curated record